AUGGCGUCCGGGGCGACUGGAGGGUCACAGCUCUCGGCGUUCUGUGCCGUGGCUUCCUUCCUUUGGCUUGGUCAUAGUAUAGAAAGUCACCAAUUAAUAGUCCUUUUGACAGCCGGGGCUUUCUCUUAUGCUGCCAGUUACUUUUGGCAAUGGCUUCCCGGUUCCAACGGGAGGUUCGGUCGGCGGGCCCGUGUAGGCCCCUCGACCAAGGAUUCCGAGGAGGAAAAUGACCUGGGACGAACAACCUUUGAUGAUGUUGCGGACUGGGUUACCGAGUCCAAGCAAUCACUCACAAUUUCCACCCUUUUCAUCUCCUUGGGCGCCUAUCUCGCCUCUUCCCAGGACAUGAGGUCGAGUUACAUUUGUGCCAGCUUCGACAAUAGCACCCUUGUCCGUUCACUGCAAUGGCUUGGUCUCCUGUUGGACGGUGUCAUUGUGAUCCUACUAUGGCGCGUUCUCGCUUGGGCCAGGACCAACAAGAGCCGUUUGAUAUCUCUGAGUGUGGUGUUUCUGGCCUCAGCAGUCGGCAGCGGUUUGCUGUACACUUCAGUCCGUAUGUUUCUGCCUUCUGUGCCGUUAAGCCAUCACUUCAAGGGUAUCGAUGCCUUGUAUGUCUUUGAUGUUGUCACGGAUGGCUUUGCCGUUGCCGUCCUGUUCGUUUCCGCAAGUCUUCUGACUACCGAGAAGACACCGCUGUCUCUUGUGGGCAUCUUCACCUUCAUCUCCGGCCUCGCUGUCGGAUGGGGCAAGCUGAAGCUCACCGGAGGCGCUGAGAAUACCAUGCACGGCGUUGCCUAUCUCGCCGUAGUCCUCAUAUGCUUGGGUACAUCGAUCUUUGUUUACGCCAACAACAUACAAAGAGUGGUACUUAUCCAUCGCACCAUCGUGGUUACGCUCAUGUUCAUCUCGCUCAUCUUUGCCACUAUAGUCGCCAUUUCCAACAACAGGAACGACUACUUGUUCGAACACCCUAUCGAGACAAUGAUCUUCAAGGCCCGGACCAGUGCCGACAGGUACUUGACUCGUGCCGCAUCGAGCAAAUCUCUCCCGGUUGCCGUGAACGAGUACAAAGCUCGCUAUGGAGGGAGGGAUCCGCCACCAAAGUUUGAUGAGUGGUACAAGUUUGCCGUGGAUAACAAGUCACCUAUCAUCGACGACUUCGACCAGGUGGCUCACGAUAUUCGCCCGUUCUGGGGAAUCUCGCCCAGCAAAAUCAGAGAAGACAUCCAGCGGGUGGUCAAAGAACCGGGCAUUGCGUUGCUCAAAGUCGCCAAUGGCACAGCUUCCCACAGCUUAUCUAGAGAUUCCGAAAACGCAUUGGUCAUGGAUGAGUUGGUCAAGAUGGUCAACAAGUUUGCAAAACACCUUCCCGACAUGGAACUUCCCAUCAACUUGGAUGACCGGCCACGAGUAAUCACCCCUUGGGAGGAUGUGAAGAGGUUUACCGAGAAGGCAAAGCAAAAGGGAUUCGGCAGCAAGUUGCUCACCAAGCGUGAAGGCGAAGUCGGCGAAGAAACACCAUCUGCCCCCCUUGGCAUCCAACAACCUUCAUCUAUAUCCGUCCGCAAAUUCCAAGAAAUGACCGCCCUGACCUGCCCGCCCGGCACCGCCACCCGCGCCGGCAUCCACUGGGACGUCCGCGACUUCUGCCUCUCCUGCGUGCGCCCGCACUCAAAAGGGGCCGGCAUCUUCCUCGCCGACUUUGCCGCUUCGCAAUCCAUCUGCCACCAAUCCGACCUCUUCCACCUGCACAGCUUCUUCUUCACCUCGCCCGCCGUGCCUCCCGUGCGGGAUCUGGUCCCCGUCUUCAGCCGCUCCAAGACCUCCAGCUACAGCGACAUUCUGAUCCCCAUCCCCACGCUGGACGAAGUCCUCAAGAAGGCCAACACCCAGCCGGACACCAGCGAUUUCGACAUGAAGACCCCCGCGCUCUACUGGCGCGGCGCGCAAGCGGAGCCGGUGACGGAUGAGCUGCUCCGUGGCGGCCAUCAGGAACGGCUGGUCCAUAUGGUCUCUACCAAUUCUUCUGCUUCUUCAGAAACCCUGAUGCUAAUCCCCCAAAACGAAGUCCGUUCCCGUGCCGCUUAUGAACGCGUGCCGACGUCGUUGCUUAACUUCCUCUUGCCGUUCGACAUUGGGUUUUCGUCCGUUACCCCGUCUUCCUCCUAUCCCAGCGAAUUGACAGCCACUCUACCCGCUUCUUCCAACCCCUUGUUAAAUCAAUAUCUUUUAACCCUCGACCCUUCCCCAGAGUCCUCCUCAACCUCAGCUUCAGCUUCAAGCAACCACCCAACAUUCCUCUCAACCCUCCGCUCCACCACCGUCCCCCUCUCCUCCACCUUAUUCAAGCACUGGUACACCCCCCGCCUUCAGCCCUACCUGCAUUUCAUCCCCAUCGACAUCCGCUUCCACUCCUUGCACGCCACCUUGGCGUAUUUCGUGGGGCUGAAGGGGAAAGCGUCAGCGGCCGAUCGGUUGGGAAAUACGAGGGGAGCGAUGAUUAAUGGGCGGGAAGUAAGACUGAAGAGUAGGACGGAGGAGGCGAGGUGGAUUGCGGAGCAGGGGAUGAGGUGGGCGAACAGGGCGCUGAGGAGGGAGGAUGAGGAGGUUUAUUUGUUUAGGGUAAUGGCGGAGUGGGGGAGGGUGGUUAGUGAGGGGAGGGAAGGUAUGAAAUAUGUGCCGAAGGAGGCAAAGAGGUAG
Sordaria macrospora k-hell is the source of this 2700-nucleotide messenger RNA. NCBI's taxonomy places the organism in Eukaryota, Fungi, Ascomycota, Sordariomycetes, Sordariales, Sordariaceae. The record is from RefSeq and is a predicted model, not a curated record.